Molecule: messenger RNA, 2952 nt
Organism: Maudiozyma saulgeensis
Lineage: Eukaryota; Fungi; Ascomycota; Saccharomycetes; Saccharomycetales; Saccharomycetaceae
Source: the annotation of a GenBank genome assembly
AUGAGCGCUGAAGAAAGUUUAAAUCUGUCUUCUUUGAGAGAUAAGAUAUCUUCAAAAUUGAGCAAGAAGAAGACGACGACGACUAAAAAAGCUCCAACUAGUGAAGAUGAUAUUGUAUUACGUCGUGAAGCUAUGGCUUUAGGUGCUACUGAAAAUGAUUUGAAUCUGAUUAAGGACGUCAAGGCUGAUAAUGAAGCUGAGGCUAGUGAACAAGAAUUUUCUGGAGAUGAAGCUGAUCCUGCCUUGAAAGAAGAUUUGAAGAAGUUCGUUAAAGAUAUUGGAUUUAAUGAUGAAACAAAUUCAAAAGAUGUCGAACAGAAGGACGAGGAAGAACAAGAUGAAAAACUUAGUUCUGAAGAAGACAUUGAAGAAGAACAAGAACAGGAAGAAGAACCAGAAGAACAAGAACAAAGUUCUGAAGAAGAACAAGAAUCCGAUGUAGAAGAAGAAGAAGUUACAAAAGUUAAACAAGAUAGUGGGUUUGUUUCUCAAUCGACAAUGUUAAAUACAGAUAAAUUAUUGAUUCAAAUUGAUACUCCAUGGUAUAGCGUUCCAUUAGAUCCUCAAGUUACCGAAAAUAUUAAAAAUAACGUGGAUACAUUCAUGUCUAAUGAUAAAAUUGAAAGUUUAUUAGAAAGAGGGAAAUUAGCUUUAGAAUCAGAUAACCAAUUAUUUUAUGAUGAAUUUACUAAAGAAUCUUCUCAAAGAAAAUUUAUGUCUCAAAUGCUAUCAGAUGGUACUUUAAGCGAUAAAAUAUCAGCUUUAACUUUAUUGAUUCAAGAAUCUCCAAUACACAAUAUGAAAUCAUUAGAUACUUUAUUUUCUUACUGUAAUAAGAAAUCAAGAAAUUCUCAAUUACAAAGUAUUAAUGCAUUGAAGGAUUUAUUCCUUAAUGGACUUUUACCAGAUAGAAAAUUAAGAUAUUUUAAGAAUCAACCUGGUUUAUCAAUGAUGUUAAAUAAACGUACUUUGGCAAUUUUUUAUUUUGAAGAUUACCUUAAGAAAUUUUUCUUUAGAAUCCUUGAAGUACUUGAAAAAAUUUCUCAUGAUCCAAUUAUUCAUGUUAGAUCUCAAACUUUAACUCAUGUCUUUGAUAUGAUAACUAAAAAACCUGAACAAGAAUUUAAUUUAUUGAGAUUAGGUGUCAAUAAAUUAGGUGAUAUCGAUUCAAAAGUUUCAUCGAAGACUUCUUACUUAUUAUUAUCUUUAGAACAAGCUCAUCCAAAUAUGAAGAGUGUCAUUAUUGACUCAAUUGUAGAUAUUGCAUUAAGACCAAACGCUGAUUAUCAUGCUAUCUAUUAUUCUGUGAUCACAUUGAAUCAAACAAUUUUAAAGAGAUCUGAUGAUGAAGUUGCCAAUAAAUUGAUCAAGACAUAUUUUACAUUGUUUAGUAAAUUCUUAAUCACUAAUGAUCAUGAACAAAAUGAUGAUGUUGAAGUGAAAAGUGACGCUAAAGGUUAUGAAAAGAAGAGAAAGAAAAAUUUCAAAAGAGGGAAAAAUGGUGGGAAAUCUGUUAAGAAUGAAAAAACUGAUGCUGAAGUCUUGAAUGAAAAGAAUUCUAAGCUUUUCAGUGCUUUGUUGACUGGUAUUAACCGUGCUUUCCCAUUUGCACAAUUGCCUGCUUCUGUUUAUGAAACUCAUUUAGAGACUUUAUUCAGAAUUACUCAUUCUGCAAACUUUAAUACCUCUGUUCAAGCUCUUGUUUUGAUUAAUCAAGUCACAAUUAAAGCCAAAUUGAAUAAUGAUAGAUAUUAUAGAACACUUUAUGAGGCUCUGUUAGACCAGAGAUUAUUAAAUUCAUCUAAACAAGGUAUCUUCUUAAAUCUUUUAUUUAAAUCUUUGAAGCAAGACGCAGCCAAUGUUGCCCGUGUAGAGGCAUUUGUGAAGAGAAUCUUACAGGUUUCAGCACAUUGGUUAAACAUUGGUACUACUACUGGUUUCUUGUACCUUUUGAUACAACUAAGUAAGAUGGUUCCACAAAUAAGAAAUCUAUUAACUAACUCUCCAAUGGAUGAUGAAUAUUUAAGUGAUGAUGAAGAGAAGACAGAAAAUGCUGAUGGCAAGAUAAAAAGUAUUUACGAUAGCCGUAAACGUGAUCCAAGAUUUGCUAAUGCCGAUAAAUCUUCAUUAUGGGAAAUCACUCACUUCUUGAACCAUUUCCAUCCAACUGUCCAAACUUACGCCAAUGCCUUCGUUGAAAACAGCACAACAGAUAUCACAAAACCAGACCUGGGUCUGUUUACAUUGACUCACUUCUUGGAUAGAUUUGUCUACAGAAAUGCUAAACAAAAACCAAUAAACAGAGGUAGCUCUAUUAUGCAACCUCUAUUUGGUGGUUCUAAGAUCAAUGAUGCAUUAUUGGUUAAAGCCUCAGAUAUGAGUCCUGAAAAUGCUCCUGUAAACACAGAAAACUGGCUUGACAAGAAAAUGGAAGAUAUCAAACCUGAAGAUAAGUUCUUCUACCAAUAUUUCUCUAGCAAAAAGAAUGCAAUCAAGAAACAAAAGGAUGCAACCUCUGACAACUUUGAUGAAGAUGAUGAAAUGGAUGAAGAUGAAAUCUGGAACGCUUUGGUCAAAUCUAGACCAGAGGUUGAAGAUGAUAGUGAGGAUGAUAUCGGCUUUGAUGAUGAAGAUCUGGGCUCCAUGAGUGAUUCUGAUUCGGAUGAUGGUCUGGAUGCUGCCAUGAACAACUCGGAUGAUGAGGAUGAAAGUGAUGAGCCUGCUGAACUUCAAACCUUACCAGAAUCAGGUGAGUCGGACGAAGGUGAAAAUGAGGAUGUAUUUUAUAGCUUUGCCGAUGAAAAGGACGAGCCUUCAGGUAAACGUUCAUUAGAUGAUGCUGGGGAAAGUGAGAAGGAGAAGAAGAAGAGAAAGAAGCAAAAGAUGAAGGAAUUACCAUUAUUCGCAUCCGCCGAUGAUUAUGCCAAAUACAUGGAGUCUGACUCUGAUUAA